AGCCGAGAACGAGAAGCAAGUUUGGUUGCCAUAGAAACGGAAAAACAGAAAAAGGCCAUUUCAGAGGAAAGCUUAACUGCUGGUGGAGUAAAUGUUAGCGGUUUCCAAGAGCUCAUCUUGAUUCAUCUUCAUCUGAGGAAAAUGUCUUAUUCUCAGGGUCAUAAGACAGGCGUUGACAGAGAAGUCAUCAAGUGGCUCCAAGAUCUGGAACUAUCAUUUCACCCAAGGAAUCUGCGAAGGGAUUUGUCCAAUGGUUACCUGGUUGCUGAGAUAUUUUCUCGUUAUUACCCCCAUGACAUCUCAGUGUACUCAUUUCACAACGGAGUAUCAUUUUCUUCCAAGCAGAAGAACUGGAGCCGGAUACAGAAGUUUUUGAAGAAGAAGAAUCUGGAGCUAUCGAAGGAAGUAAUCUAUGGAAGUAUACACUGUGAACCAGGAGCAGCUGAGCAGUUGGUGCAGGAUAUUUACGAGAUGCUGACCAAUCAGAAUGUCACAGAUGUCCAGGGUCAGCAGUCACAACCCUCGUCACUGACUCACUCCACAUCGUCAAGGUCCUUCGGGAACAAUUUGGUAGCUGCAGGGAUCAUGGCCGAGUCAGACGUCAGUUCAGACCAGAGGAGAGCACAAAUCAGCAGGGGCGAAAGAGAGCUGGAACACACAGCUGCAGACAGGUCUCUCCCCACCGACUCGUCAACAUGGAGAGGAGCUCCUGUUUCCUACAAGGAGAUAAAAGUGAACCAACCUGUCAGAAAUUCAAUGGUUAACCUUUUACACUCACUGCAUCACAGUCUAUCUCCCCUUUUUAAAAUAGAUCAGUCAAACACUGAAGACAAGAAGAAGAAGAAGAAAUCUCCAAAAGAGCCAGAAUCAGGAUGACCAACCACCAACCUCUAACAUGACGGCUAAAAAGCUUUUAAUGCUAUUUAGCCUGAAAACAUAAAUAAAAUGUUCUCAAAAAUC
Xiphophorus couchianus (Monterrey platyfish) is the source of this 960-nucleotide messenger RNA. It is a transcript of the gene spata4, whose product is annotated as spermatogenesis associated 4. Lineage: Eukaryota; Metazoa; Chordata; Actinopteri; Cyprinodontiformes; Poeciliidae. Gene Ontology annotation, cellular component: axoneme. Gene Ontology annotation, molecular function: microtubule binding. The record is from RefSeq and is a predicted model, not a curated record. The coding region runs from base 142 to 876 and encodes 244 amino acids. Gene Ontology annotation, biological process: regulation of cytoskeleton organization. The transcript is spliced from 6 exons.